UUUUGAAGGGCGCAUCGCUGUGCUUCCGGUGAGCGCGCGCGCUGCCGUUUCCCCCUGAGCGCUGUCACAUUCCACCAACGGUCACCGAGAUUACUGCGAGCCGCGGGAUGCCGGGACCGCGAGGAACGACGACGACGUUAACGGGAGCCGGACUUGACUUCCAGGAGACGCUUCUCUCCCAGCCUCCCCUCCAGUGAGCACCUGACCCCGGGGGAGGGGCCGCCGCGAGCCGGAGCGAGUUGUCGGGAAGUUUGUCUUCCUAACGGUCACGAACAAAGAUGUCGGAGGAGAUGAUCAGCCUGUUCGAGCUGCUGGACCUGGCCAUCGGGACCCCUCAGAAGGGCUCCGUGAACUUCAGCGCGCUGCACGCGCUGCUCCACGCCGUGCUCCGGCAGCUGCACGUGCAGGAGACGCCGUGGGGGGCGGGCGGCGGCGGGGAGGAGGAGCAGGUGAAGCCCGGGGAGAGCGACGUGUCCCCGGGAGAACAGGAGCCGCAGGAGCCGGGAGCCACCGCCUCCAGCCGGACCCGCGAGGACCGCGAGGCCCAGAACACAGAGCUCAUUCAGGAUCUGCAGAAACAAAGAGACAACAUGAAGGAGGAGAUGAAGGAGGAGAUGAAGGAGAUGAAGGAGGAGAUUGAGGAAAUGAAGAUUGAGAUGAAGGAGGAGAUGAAAGAGGAGAGGAAGGAGGAGACGAAGAAGCAGACGAAGGAGGAGACAAAGGAGGAGAUGAAGGAGGAGAUAAAGAAGAUGAAGGAGGAGAUGAAGGAGGAGAUAAAGAAGAUGAAGGAGAUGAAGGAGGAGAUGAAGGAGGAGAUGAAGGAGCUCUUCCAGCAGCAGCAGGAGGCGCGUGGCCGUGUGGAGGCGCUGGAGGAGUCAGUGAGGUCGCUGAGCGACGCGUUGCAGAGGCGUCCCGACCCCGAGGAGCUGAGCCGCUGUGGGACCUGGAGAGACGGCAGGGCCCCGGACGCCAUCCGGCUAGCAGCUCCAGAAGCUUCCCCCGGUUCUGGCCCGGUUUCCAUGGAGACCGGAUCCACCGCUGGCCGGCUGCUGAGGGCCGUCGGCCAGCUGGAGGGAGGAGAGGCGGAGCCCCGGGUGGAGCCGCCCACAAGGCACAUCGCUGACACGAGCUCCCGGGACGCCUCCGCCACCCUGGCUGAGCAGCUGGACCAGCAGAGAGCUCUGAUCGACGGCCUGCUGAGGGACCGGGACGAGAGGAACCGGACCAGCCCAGACCGGGAGCCCCGAUCAGGGUCCGCAGGGGGCCGGGACUCGGACAGCAGAGCCUCCCACGAGCUCCGGCAGCAGGUGUCCUCCCUCAGGAGGGCUGUGACCACGCUGGAGGAGGACCUGAAGCACCUGAAGGCCACACAGGAGAGGCCCUCCGACGGGGACCUCCAAGGCCAGCUGGACGACCUGCGGCCCGUGCUGGAGGACUCGAUGCGGUCCGUGACCUCUCGGCUGUCGGAGCGCCCGGGCCUCGCCGACGAGGGCGCGGUGACCGCGGGCCGGAAGCUGAGCCGGCUGUACGGGGACUACGAGCAGCUGCAGGACGCCGUGAGCCAGGCCGGGCCGCCCGACCCACAGGUCGUGGACCUGGUGGGCGGCGUGCAGAAGGCGAUCCUGCAGCUUCAGGCCGAGUGUGAAAAGCUGCAGGAAACCACCAGAAGUCUGACGGACGACAGCAGAGAGAGGCGGAGCCACAUCGAGGAGCUGUUCAAGACCACGGAGGAGCUGGAGGAGAAGAAGGCCGACAAGCAGCUGGUGGAGAGCGGCAUGCAGGCAGAGAAGAGCGCUCUGGACAGCAAGGUGAGCCGCCUGCAGUUCGACUCGGUGACCGAGCAGCUGAACCUCAUGUUCCACGAGCUGCUGAGCCGAGUCACGGGUCAGGAGCAGGACUGGAGCAAGGUCAUCGAGCGGCUGUCCACCGAGAUGGAGCACAAGUUGAACAGGAUGGAGCUGGACUCUGUGAAGAAGCAGCUGGAGCUUCGGUGGAAGAACGUCCAACAGAAGCUGAAGGCUCAAGGAGCUCCGGAGCAGGAGGACGCUGCUGGGAUCAGGAAGCAGCUGGUGGACAGGUUCCACUGCCUCUCCUGUGACCGGCCGGUCGUCAUGCACAGCCACGGCCAGCUCCCGGGGAAGCUGCCGUCCUCUCCCGGGUUCCCGUCUCACAAGUCCAUCCGGCCGUUCACCGUUUACGCUCUGGAGCAGUUCAGGCAGCAGUACAGGAGCCUGAAACCAGGAAGCAGCCACCUGAACUACGAGAUGGCCGCCAGGAGGAGGGAGGAGCUCCAGAGGAGCCACGCUGUGAUGUGCAGACACAUAGAGAGGAGGACACGAGGGGACCAGAACCAGAACCAGGACCAGGACCAGGCAGGGAUCCUGCACGACCGGGUCUCUGAGGGGACGGACUACGUCCAGCUGGCCCUGCCUCGCAGCUGUGGGGGGAGUCACACCGUCACCGGGGGCAACCAGCGCCGCUCCAUGAAGCAGCACGCCCAGCUGGAGGGGGACCAGGGGGUCCAGGGGGUCCAGGAGGAGGUGGAUAUCGUCGGCCUGGACGGACACAUUUACAGGGGGCGCCUGAACGCACCAGCCAGAGAUACAGACACUAAACUCCCUACGAUCUCUACCAAAGAUGGAAAAAGUAAAGAUAAGGCCAAAAGCUCUCUGCCCUACAAACACAACACAUCUCCAGAGGGCCACAGUGUGAGGAGCAGCCGCUCAGCCUCCAGCCUCUCGGGGAGGGAGUGGCCUGUGUCGGCUCUGGGCUCCGCCUCUCCGGCUUCAGCUGCAGCGGAGCCCUCUGACCUGUAG
Molecule: messenger RNA, 2816 nt
Organism: Pseudoliparis swirei
Lineage: Eukaryota; Metazoa; Chordata; Actinopteri; Perciformes; Liparidae
Product: glutamine-rich protein 2
Exons: 20
Coding region: 279-2816 (845 amino acids)
Source: RefSeq, a predicted model, not a curated record